AUGAAUUGCUCAGCGGAUUUCAAUCAUAGGAUUUUCUCUUCUGAGUUGCAAGAUGAACCUGCAUUUGGGAAAUUGUAUGAGCAAGCAAACAAGGGCCAAGCACAAGGACUUACUGCCUUUGAUGUAUUGUCUGAAAAUAAAAUAAUUAAACCAGAGAAAACUCAUAAUACGAAAAGGAAGCGUUCCGAAAAAGAACCAAAGAGACUGUGUCCAAUACAACCAAGGAAACAUGUUAAACAAAGCAAUGAAACACCUGAAAAGUUAGAGAAUUUCUUAAAGAGAAAAAACACUCAUACUCCCAUCAAUCCUAAAACUGUUUACCCAUCGGCGCCAAUGUAUAUAGAAGAUAUAAUCAUCAGAGAGACCGAAAAGUCAAAUAUGCAGACGCCUGUUACCAGCCUUCCAGGAACUCAAUCACUGAAUUCAUAUCAUGGACAUGAAUCUUUUGGAAACAGUCUCCAUUUUCAUCUUACACCCUUUUCAUUAGGAGACAGUCCUUCCAGCCAAAAAUCUGAAAAAGGAUGCACAAAUAGUGGGAAUAAUCUAAGUUAUAUAAAAAACGUUAAAGAAGAUGCACCCAGUAAAGCACCCUGUCCCACAUAUACAAAACCAAACAAAAUUAACUCAGCGUUACCUAGAGAGAAGGUGGUAGUUAUUUAUGAUGACGAUGAAGUGAGAGACUACUUAUACGUGUUUGGCUCCCGAUCUCAGCACAAAAAGCAAGAUUACUCGACUGUAGUCAAAAGAAAGACUUUCCAAAGCAAUAACUUUUCCAACUUUACUCUAUUAAAAAACUUGGUGGACCCACAGUACAACCCUAAAACAGCGGAAGAACGGUCACUGUGCAUUCAACUUUUGGAAGAAGUACUCAAUACUUAA
Molecule: messenger RNA, 879 nt
Organism: Schizosaccharomyces octosporus yFS286
Lineage: Eukaryota; Fungi; Ascomycota; Schizosaccharomycetes; Schizosaccharomycetales; Schizosaccharomycetaceae
Product: Mde2 protein
Exons: 2
Coding region: 1-879 (292 amino acids)
Source: RefSeq, a predicted model, not a curated record